AUGACGGCGGAGUGCCAAACACAGCAGCGGAAUCAAGCCACAACCCCAAAGCUCAGCACUGCUAAUAGCAAUGACCUCGAGAAGCGCCACAAUGAUUUAUUCCAAGCAUUCUGGGAGAACCUACAGAACCGCGCUCGGAGAGCAAUGACUGGGUGGCGAAACCGUGUGGAAGCGGGUGAGAGGAGCCACAGGCAACUGCGAGAGGGGGAGCCAGGUUCGAGCAUGGCACCAAACUACUGGCCGACACUCACAUAUCCUGGCCCACCACAACCUUCCGGGGACUCACCCCUGCAACCGAGUCGGGACCCAACGCGCAACAAGAAACCAAGCCCCCAGGGGAAACAGGGCCGAUUACUGAACUGCAACUCCCCAAGACAGGCUGCCGCCGCGGCCCCCACUUGA
This is a messenger RNA of Pelobates cultripes (western spadefoot toad), 402 nucleotides long. Lineage: Eukaryota; Metazoa; Chordata; Amphibia; Anura; Pelobatidae. The record is from the annotation of a GenBank genome assembly.